This is a messenger RNA of Eremothecium cymbalariae DBVPG#7215, 1443 nucleotides long. It is a transcript of the gene RIT1, whose product is annotated as tRNA A64-2'-O-ribosylphosphate transferase. Gene Ontology annotation, biological process: charged-tRNA amino acid modification. Gene Ontology annotation, molecular function: tRNA adenosine(64)-2'-O-ribosylphosphate transferase activity. Lineage: Eukaryota; Fungi; Ascomycota; Saccharomycetes; Saccharomycetales; Saccharomycetaceae. The transcript has a single exon. The record is from RefSeq and is a predicted model, not a curated record. The coding region runs from base 1 to 1443 and encodes 480 amino acids. Gene Ontology annotation, cellular component: cytoplasm.
AUGGAGGAUGAAUCAGGGUUAGAUACAUUGAAACAAAUUAAGAAGGAAAUUAGAAGAGACUGUACAUCAUUAAGAAAUAGACUGCAGAGCGUUUUUUAUGACAGUAAGUUUAUAGCAAAUGAAGUACUUCCCAUGUUUCCCAACUACCCUCUUGUACCCAACGAGCGUUGUGGUUUGUGGUACUGCAAUCCUGGAAAAUACGAGCAAACAUGUUAUUUCAAGUCAACUGAUGGACAUACCAAUCAAUGGGAUUUCAGUACAAGGAGAUUGAAUUUUCAUAUACUGUCAAAAAUGGCUGAAGCCGGGGGUAUAAUCAUUGUGGAUAGUACCAGACGAGGCAAAAAGAUGCCAGAUGCGCUGAGUAAAACCAUACCGAUCUGGUGUGCGGUUUUGAAUAAUUUAAUGCUUGAUUAUAAGGGUAAGGAAGAUAGCAUACCGUCGCUGUUUUGUCCACCAGGAACAGUUUCAAAGUUAGAAUUUGAUGGCAUACACUCUAAAGUUCCUGAUUUGGUUGAAAAGCUGAAAAAAUUAAAUAUUAUUAGCGGGGAAGAAUUGUACAAUAUGUUCCAAGGCAAGGUGCUACGUCCUUUCUGGGUUUAUCCUGGAUCGCCGUUGCUUGAUACUUCCAGAGAUAUUUUCACAGGAGAGGUCCUGGGAAAUGUUUGGCAAUCUGAGCAAAAUAGUAUUCCAGUCAUUUUAUGCACAGCUAGUUACCAAUGCCAGGAUGGUGAAGAUAAACAUCAUGGGUUCACUUAUGUCCAAGGUGCAGCAGAUGACCAUGAGUUAUGGGCAAACGGAUUGAACCCUGAAAUCUUUUGGAAGAAUAUCGAAUUCCUUGGAGAUCCAGAUAAAUCUGAAUUUGAGUUAGAGGAUUUUGUUCAAAGAAUAGGACGGACUGAAAAAUUGACUGCUCAAUCCAACAAACAAUCUGACAGAGAAUCUUCGUCUUCUUUCAUCAAGGUUGAUGAAAUCACGAAAAAUUUGUAUUUGGGUACCGUUGCUGAAGGGAUAGCACUUACCGAGAACAUAGAAAAAGAACUAAAAUCCAAAUACUCACUAUGCAUUAUCUGUAGCCAAUCUGUUACAGCGAAAGCAGACUGUAACUGCGAAAGGAUUAAAGUAUAUCCUAUUAACAAUAAUUCAAAAAAGAGUUCCAGAGACUUACGUGUUGCCCUGAUAGAAAUAAGUGGCCUAAUAAAGCAGCACAUCACAGAUCAAUUGCCAAUUUUAAUAUGCUGCAAUACAGGUAAAGAUAUCUCCAUUGGUAUUAUGCUGACUGCGCUGUGCCAGCAUUAUGAUCUUCAAUGGCAUCUCGAAGAACAAGAAACCGUUAACAAGACAAUUGUCAAAAAACAUCUUGCUCGUAUUAUAACAAAAUUAAGUGGAAUUAAUAUCAACCCUUCAAGAUCAACACUGAAGAAUGUGAAUGCCUUUUUACUAUGA